AUGGAGAAGCCAGUUCAAACCUCUGACCUCGACACUAUGCAACCACUCGAUUCCAUACCAUUGGGGCUUCCCCAGCUGCCUGGUCAUAUCGCAAGGAGAGAGGAACUUACGACUUACCACAGCCGCAGAAUUGGACGCAUCGCUCCAGGCCUUGGGCCUAAAACGCCAUCUGGAGCAGGAGACGCAGGUACCGUGGUGAAGAACACUACAUAAUUGGGAGAUAGAUAAGCUCAUACCGUUCCAGCCAUCUAGAACCCACAAAACGGGCCUGGCCCCCUCCUCUGCAAAUUCAACUUCCAGUAACCCAGGGAGCAAGGAACAGCACAGACCAGGUACCUGAGGAACUGAAUUCAUUCAGCCUUAUUCAAAGGCCUGCCCUGCCCCUCCCUGUCCUCCCUAGUCGGGAACAAUGUGAUCAGUUUUAGGUUCCAAAGUUCAGCGUUCAGCAACAAGGUGCCUUCACCCACAAAAGGGCCCCAGAAACCAAGGGAGACCACCGGGGGAGAGCCCUGGCAUACCUGGGCGCAAACACACCUGCUCAUAUACAAGCGCUUACCUUGGAGAAAGCCAAGGCAAAAUAUGAGUCUUUGUGUCGCUGGUACUCGGCGAUACUAUCCCAUGGUGCGUGCAACGGUAGCCUAG
Pelobates cultripes (western spadefoot toad) is the source of this 642-nucleotide messenger RNA. NCBI's taxonomy places the organism in Eukaryota, Metazoa, Chordata, Amphibia, Anura, Pelobatidae. The record is from the annotation of a GenBank genome assembly.